GGGUCCUGGUCCUGAAUGCAGCGGAGACAGACACCGGGCCGGGUGUCACCGUCAGCCACGGAUGCUGCGCCGCAGGAUGGCAUACGCCGACCCGUCGUCGGGUAAAGACAUCCUCGGCAGCCGGUCUCUUUGUUUCAUAUUUAUUUGCGCAUUUGGACUCGUCACACUUUUGCAACAGAUUCUAUAUGGAAAAAAUUACAUCAAGAGUGCGCAACAGUUUAGCCGACUGAAAGGGGACGAGACAGGAAAUUGGAGCGGUCCCGUUAAUUUCUCCGAUGAUGGAUCUCUGAAGCCGGCCAGAAAUGGAAGGAAAAGAUGUUUCCGUCAGAAUUUUCAGCCAGAUUCUCAGAUCUCCGUUAUAGUCACACCCUGCCUAGCCGAUUUAAGGAAGAAAAAAAAAAGAAGGUAUCUGGAAAACUAUGACGGCCCCUUUGAAUACAACUCCACUGCAUGCAGGGAGCUCCGGCAAGAGAUCAUGGACGUCAAAGUCCUAACGAUGGUGAAAACCUCAGAGCUGUUUGAGAGGUGGAGAAACCUGCAAGUGUGCAGGUGGGAGCAGAACAAGGAGGAGACCAGCAACUUUAAGAUGUCGCUGUCUCGCUGCUGUAACGCUCCGUCCUUCCUGUUCACCACCAAGAGGAACACUCCUGCAGGGACCAAGCUGAGGUAUGAAGUGGACACCAGCGGGAUCCUUCCCAUCACCACCGAGGUCUUCAAGAUGUUCCCAGAUGAUAUGCCAUACUCCAAAUCACAGUACAAGAAAUGUGCAGUGAUUGGAAAUGGUGGUAUCAUCAAGAACAGCAAAUGUGGAAAGGAAAUCGACUCAGCAGAUUUUGUUUUCAGGUGCAACAUCCCGCCCAUUUCUGAGAAGUACUCUGCAGAUGUUGGAACGAAAACUGAUCUGGUGACCAUAAACCCGAGCAUCAUCACCGAGAGAUUUCAGAAGCUGGAGAAAUGGAGGCGUCCGUUUUACGAGGUCCUCCAGAACUACGAGAACUCCUCGGUGGUGCUGCCCGCCUUCUACAACACCCGCAACACCGACGUGUCGUUCCGGGUCAAGUACAUGCUGGACGACUUCGACUCGCAGAGGGGCGUGUUCUUCUUCCACCCGCAGUACCUGCUGAACGUGCAGCGCUUCUGGGCCGUGCAGGGCGUCCGGGCCAAGCGGCUGAGCAGCGGCCUCAUGCUGGUCACCGCCGCCAUGGAGCUGUGCGAGGAGGUGCACCUGUACGGCUUCUGGGCCUUCCCCAUGAACCCCGCCGGCAUCUUCAUCACCCACCACUACUACGACAACGUCAAGCCGCGGCCCGGCUUCCACGCCAUGCCGCACGAAAUCUUCAACUUCAUCCACAUGCACACGCGUGGGAUCAUCAACGUGCACACGGGGGAGUGCACGUGAUCUGGGCCUU
This is a messenger RNA of Salarias fasciatus (jewelled blenny), 1409 nucleotides long. Its product is annotated as alpha-2,8-sialyltransferase 8E-like. The record is from RefSeq and is a predicted model, not a curated record. The transcript has 10 exons. The coding region runs from base 62 to 1399 and encodes 445 amino acids. Gene Ontology annotation, biological process: N-glycan processing; oligosaccharide metabolic process. Gene Ontology annotation, molecular function: alpha-N-acetylneuraminate alpha-2,8-sialyltransferase activity. Lineage: Eukaryota; Metazoa; Chordata; Actinopteri; Blenniiformes; Blenniidae.